AUGGCAGAGAUUAUCGCUGUCGCGUAUGUUGUAGACGCAUCGCUGACACUCGCCACGGAGUGGAGGCAAAUCGUGGUGGAGUACAUCCCUGCUCUCCUGCAUCGCCUGGGAGAGCUGCACACCAGCCCGCAUUUCCGGUUCGCGGUUGUGGCCUACGGACCUGCCGAGACGAGGCCAACGCCUCUGCUCGGAAAGCUUUUCUUCGGAAAUCCGCAAGCGAUCCUCAAGGAGCUGCGCGAGGAACCCAUGAAGAUGGGUCUGGGGCUCACUGGUUCAGGGGACUCGACUGGUAUGGCUGCCCUCGAAGGUCUCGCUGCUGCAAUUGAGUUGUUCGACAUGCUGAAGGAAUCUUUGGAGGUCAUGACCUCGCACAUCAUACAUGUGGCGGCUGCACCUCCCGACGGGUCCGAGCAUCCUGUCUGGAAUAUCGCCCCCAACCUCGAUGAAGUGUCUUGGGCGACUCUGCCUGUAGAGCUACAAAAGAGGAAUAUAAACUACAGCAACAUUUUGCUGAGGCAGCUGCCUCGUUUCCAGGAACUACAUGCUUCGGCAGCAGCAGGCUCGACGCAACAACCUUGGUUCACGGUCCGACCCCAACACAUCUUGCACCUGAGCGGCUUCCCUACCGCUCAGCAGAAGGGUACGAAGCGCUCCGUGGAUCUCACUCACUCGGUGGGUCGCACCGCAGAACCCAAGCGACCCAAGAUGGAAGCUCGUCCAUCGUCGCCCCCGCCAUCCCUCGACAGUAGUCCUCCCGGGCCGUCGUCACAGCCGCCCCAGACCGCCGUCGCCGCUUCGCAGCCCCCUCCACAAAAUCAGCCGGUAUCUCAGCCGCCUCGUCCGUUGCGUCAAAACGUGGCGUUGCCGGACGCCCAGUACGUCUUUCAACUCAAUCAGGCCCACACAAAGAAGAAACAGGAGCUGGCGGAGCAUAAACAGAUGGGUCGUGCGAAGGAGGCAGCGGAAACGGAGAAGGAGCUACAGAAGCUACAGAUGGCCCUUCGGCAGAACCAACUCCGCUUACUGAAAGCCCGCCAGCUGCUAGCGCAGUCGAGUCAAGCCGCAUCUUCAGCGAACAACAACACCUCACGCCCCGGCUCGACCGCCGACGCAGCGCCGACCGGUACAGGUGCUCUAGCAGAAUCUUCGUCUAUGCCACCAAUGAACAAUACUGCGCCGUCGUCGUCGAAUGUACACCCGCAAAGCGAUCCAAUGCCCGACCUUGCUGGAGCCCACACUAAGGAGGCUACCUACAUGGCCCCCACUCAGACCGAGCCUGUAGCACUCGCGCAGACUACUUCCUCCUCGACGGCACAGAUACCCCCGCAGCCGCCAGGACCUGAUCUACCGAAUCUCCCGUCCUUGGCUUCCGGCCCACUAAACGAGCCACCGUCGCCCGCCAUGGUCAAGAGUCAGGUCCCGCAGCCAUCCCAAGGUGCUCCCUCUAUUUAUGUCCCCGUGUGGGACGGGCCUGUCACCUGGGUCGAUUCUACGACUGGCCGGCCGAUGCAGGCUCACAUGGUCGUUAAGUCACUAGAUGCCUUGCGUGCGCUCCAGUGGCCGCAAAGUUUAACAUUGGAGCCGACAACUGAGUUCAGGCUGCAGAUCACCAAAUUGCAGGAGUGGUUGAAGACGCGCUCACCCGAAUUCAUACCAACGAUGCUGAUGCCCCAUAGUGGCGCGAGCGACGCGAAGCAGAAUGAAGAGCGUUGCAACGCCAUUUGGCGGUCCAUCGCAUCAUCGCACAGAUACGCGGUGGUCGGCUUUCCAAAUCCCUCUGGUAUGCCUUCGUUGAAGCAAUUGCUGCUGUUCCCUUCUCGGCCUGGACACUUUGCUGGCGCAUACUUCACCGGCCCAAGCGGCAUUCCCGAGCUCCCGCCUCUGCUUGUGGGAGGCUUCCGCGUCUCCGCGGUCCCCCUGCACAUGUCCGAGUUGUUGCUGGGCUUGAGCCCGAAGGACGCAGCCGAACUGGAGACCGCGGGCCCGCGCGAGAAGCAGGUGAAGCUUGCAGAGCAUCUGCGCAUUUACAGUCAGCGAUUGCAAGAACAACAGCGGUUACGCAUGCUGCAGGUACAGCAAAACCGGCAAGCCGCUGCACCUCCCCAACCUCAGACGCAACCCCAAACGCAAGAUGCGAUGCAGGGGAACACGACGAUUGCCACGAUGGGGCCUCCUAUAGUGACCUCGCAGCCGUCACAGCAGCAACAGCCUCCUUCCCAGCAGCGCCAGCCCAUCCCGCCGAACAAUUUGAACACUCUCAUCCCGAUGAAUCCGUUCGUGAACGACGUAAGACCAUCUCUAGAUCAGAUGCUAUCGCUCGGCGGAGGCAACCCUCAACCACAGGCGCAGAUGCCUAACAGGGUGCCGAACGCAUCUCCCAAUGCCAUGGGCAUGCAUCAGCGCGUACCGAGUGGAGGGGCAGGCAACGUGAACAUGGGCGGGAUGAGCGGCGUCAACCUCAGUCAUGAGAUGAUGCAGUCGUUCAUGCAACGACGUCAGGACGGAUCGGGAGGCGGAGGCGGGGCGAUGAGCGGCGGUAUGGGUGCAGGAUUUGGAUUGUGA
Rhodofomes roseus is the source of this 2562-nucleotide messenger RNA. RefSeq lists its product as uncharacterized. The transcript is spliced from 9 exons. The coding region runs from base 1 to 2562 and encodes 853 amino acids. Lineage: Eukaryota; Fungi; Basidiomycota; Agaricomycetes; Polyporales; Fomitopsidaceae. The record is from RefSeq and is a predicted model, not a curated record.